Molecule: messenger RNA, 825 nt
Organism: Fusarium graminearum PH-1
Lineage: Eukaryota; Fungi; Ascomycota; Sordariomycetes; Hypocreales; Nectriaceae
Exons: 3
Coding region: 1-825 (274 amino acids)
Source: RefSeq, a predicted model, not a curated record
AUGCUGAUUAUUGUGCAGAACAUAUUUGUCUGGCAGAUACUUUUUAUUGCUGGCCUGGCCUGCGCAAAGACCUCAAUUCUCCUCUUCUUUUUGAGAAUCUUCCCGGGACCCAAGUUCAGGCGUAUGGUUUGGUCAACACUCGCCUUCAACACUAUCGCCACGAUAGUCCUUCUCGUUGUCCAGCUUACGGUAGGACGCAUCGUCGAGUUGGUUUGGGAUCGCGAAGACCUCGCCGCAAGCAUGGAUAAAUACAAGAAGCCCAUCAUCAUCAUAUUGGCACACUGCGCGGUCGACUUUUGCGUUGAUGCCUGGAUGCUUGUUCUGCCCAUGACCCAGCUCUACAACCUGGGGUUGAGAACAGAUAAGAAGGUCCGAGUCAUGUGCAUGUUUGGUAUUGGAAUCUUCUUGACUGUAGUCAGUCUUGUGCGUUUGGUAUUGCAGGCCAAGGUUGUGCCGAACCCUAGUGAAACAGAUAGCAAGCUGCAAUCGACAGUCGUUUGGGCCAACGUCGAACUCAACGUUGGCUUCGUGGUAGCAGUUAUGGCACCUAUCCGCCAACUAUUCCAACUCAUCGCAGCCGGCGGCAAGGCUGGGGAAGAAACUACGACGAACAGAAGUCGAUCCAGAACUGCCACCUUUGUCGAUCGGUCUCUUAUACGGAUCAAGGAUGUUGAUGAGGAACAGUUGGUGAUACAGGAUGUUGGUAAUUUGUGUGGGACGACACUUGCUACUUCAAGUAGUAGAGGAACGACGAAAAGGCAUGGCGGCGACGAUGUUGAGCUGAGCCACCUGGGGAUAAUUAACGAUGGAAAGGCGCAAAAAUGA